AUGUGCCGCUGGCUCGUCUACUGCAGCGCCGAGCCCAUCGUGCUCGCGGACCUCGUGCUCAACAGCCACCACAGCAUCGUGCGCCAGUCCUUCUCCGGCGGGUUCCACCCCGACUGCAGCGACAAGAACAACAUGCGCAUGAACGCCGACGGCUUCGGCCUCGGCUGGUACGGCCUCCGCGAGAGCGGCGCGUCGGCGGCGAUCUUCCGGAGCAUCACGCCCGCGUGGAGCUGUGCGUGGAGCAACCGGAAUUUGCGGGAGCUCGCGGGCGUCGUGAGCAGCCGGUGCUGCUUCGCCCACGUGCGCGCCGCGACGCCCGGCUCCGUCGUCUCCGAGGAGAACACGCACCCCUUCCGCUACGGGCGCCUCCUCUUCCAGCACAACGGCCACAUCGAGGGCUUCGCGCGCGUGAAGCGGCGGCUCAUCGAGAAGCUCCCGGACGGGCUGCUCGCGUGGGUCGACGGCUCGACGGACUCCGAGUACUGCUUCGCCCUGCUCCUGGCGCAGCUCGAGCGGCCCGACCGCGCGGACCGCUUCCCCGUCGCGGAGCUCGAGUUCGCGGUGCUGCGGACGCUCGCGAUCCUCAAGGCGCUCGGCGACGACGAGCGCAUCGUCGACGGCUUCUCGACGUGCAACUUCGCCCUCGCGGACGGCGCGUCCGUCGUCAUCACGCGCUAC
This is a messenger RNA of Aureococcus anophagefferens, 678 nucleotides long. RefSeq lists its product as hypothetical. The record is from RefSeq and is a predicted model, not a curated record. The transcript has 2 exons. NCBI's taxonomy places the organism in Eukaryota, Pelagophyceae, Pelagomonadales, Pelagomonadaceae. The annotation marks the transcript as partial.